This is a messenger RNA of Gadus morhua (Atlantic cod), 1827 nucleotides long. RefSeq names its product coagulation factor X (gene f10). Gene Ontology annotation, cellular component: extracellular region. Gene Ontology annotation, biological process: blood coagulation; proteolysis. The coding region runs from base 146 to 1648 and encodes 500 amino acids. Gene Ontology annotation, molecular function: serine-type endopeptidase activity; calcium ion binding. Lineage: Eukaryota; Metazoa; Chordata; Actinopteri; Gadiformes; Gadidae. The transcript is spliced from 9 exons. The record is from RefSeq and is a predicted model, not a curated record.
CUCUCUGUCUCUCUGUCUCUCUCUCUCUCUCUCUCUCUCUCUCUCUAGGUCAGUGGCCUCCUCGGCCGCCCCUCUCGCCCCAGGACGUCGGCCCCCUCUCUCUGCCUUUAGUGAAAGAAGCUCUGCUCUUCCAGAAGGUUCCGCCAUGUUCCGGCUGAACCCAGGCCUCUGCUGUCUCCUCCUGUUGCCCCUGGCAACUGCUAAUGUGUUUGUGGGCGAGGCGGCGGCCAAGGAGCUGCUGGGGCGGCGGCGGCGGGCCAACAGUAUGUUCGAAGAGCUGCGUCAGGGCAACCUGGAGCGGGAGUGCAUCGAGGAGCGCUGCGACCAGGAGGAGGCCCGCGAGAUCUACGAGGACAAGGAGAAGACGAAUGAAUUUUGGAGCGUUUACUUUGACGGAGAUGCCUGUCUCGCCACACCCUGUGUGAACGGCGGCGUGUGUAAGGAUGGCAUCGGAGGGUACAGCUGCUUCUGUCAACCAGACUACCAGGGCUUCAACUGUGAAAUAGCCAUCCCGGGACUGUGUGAGAGCAAUAACGGGGGUUGCGACCACUUCUGUCGCGUUGUCCGCGGCGACGUCCGCUGCUCCUGCACCGACGGGUACUUCCUGUCAGCUGACCAGAAGACCUGCCACUCCAACGAGACCUUCAUGUGUGGCGCUCUGUUCCAUGAGAGCACCCGGUCGAUAGCCCCCUGGUACGACGUCACUCUGAACUCCAGCGUGGCGGAGAACGCCUCCCAGUGGGACCUGGGGGACCUGGCCACCCACAGCCCGCUGCCGUGGCAACCAGAGGACUACCCCGCCGACGGCGUCCGCGAGGAGCCCGUGCUGCCGCAGCACCGGGGGCAGACCCGCAUCGUGGGCGGGGACGAAUGCCCCCCCGGAGAGUGCCCCUGGCAGGCUCUCCUCCUGAACGAGGAGGACAGAGGCUUCUGCGGAGGAACCAUCUUGAACCACUACAUGAUCCUGACCGCCGCCCACUGCAUGAACCAAUCACGCUACAUCUACGUCAUCCUCGGCGAGUUCGACACGCGGGUGAAGGAGGGCCGGGAGGAGGCCCACACGGUGGACCGGGUGCUGAUCCACCGCCGCUACGCGCCGGGGACCUUCCACAACGACAUCGCCCUCAUCAAGCUCAGAUCCCCCAUCGCCUUCUCCAGGUUCAUCAUCCCCGCCUGCCUCCCCCAGAGGGAGUUCGCUGAGAAGGUCCUGAUGCGCCAGCCGCUGGGCCUGGUGAGUGGCCUGGGCCGGCUGGGCGAGGGGAAGCAGCAGGCCUCGGUGCUCCAGCGGCUCCUCCUGCCCUUCGUGGACCGCGCCGCCUGCAUGGAGUCCAGCCAGUUCCGCAUCACCAACCACAUGUUCUGCGCCGGCUACGGCGACGGCAAGCGGGACGCCUGCCAGGGGGACAGCGGCGGCCCCCACGUCACCAAGUACCGGGACACCUACUUCGUGACGGGCGUGGUGAGCUGGGGGGAGGGCUGCGCGCGCCAGGGGAAGUACGGCGUCUACACCCAGGUGUCCAAGUACAUCCGCUGGAUCAGGGAGGGCAUGAAGCUGCUGAUGCCCAAGGAGAGGGGCCCUGGGGCGGGGAGGCUGAGGAGGGACGCAGGCCCCCUCCACCGGCCCUGGGUCCCGGCCAGAGCGCCAUAGAGACCGUGGAUCUAUGUGGAUCUAUAGAUCUGGAGAGUUCAGCUGUGCACCAUAGAGACUGUGGAUCUAUAGAUCUAUAGAUCUGUAGAGUUCAGCUGUGCACCAUAGACACUGUGUACAGCCUUAAUGCUGUAGAUCUAUAGAUCUGUAGACUUUGUGUGUACAGCCUUAAUGCUGUA